CGCACAAGUCGCGAUCCUCCUCCCACUCCUUGUCUCCACAACUCUUCCCAACCCUUCCAACCUCCCCUCCCUCCAACGCCCCUUCCCACACGGCUUUGGCUUUGGCGCACCGCUCCCGCCAAGCCUGACCAUGCCGCCAUCCCAACAGCGCAAGGGCGCCGCCGCGUCGGCCAGCAACGCCGACAAGGCCGCCACGGCGGCCUUGGACACGUCGUCGACGACGAGCCCCGCGCCGACGCUGUCGACGAGCAUCGCCACCGACCCACUGCCGACCGUGCGGGUCAACAAGGCCAACCUUGCCGAGAUCAAGACUGCGCUCGACGACAUUGUCCGCAAGCACCUCACAGACCAGGCAUUCACACCCUCUCGCCUCCACCCUACAGUGCACCUCUCGCUCGGGUACGCGUCGGUCAUCCUCGCACUCGGAGCGUCGGCCUACUGCUACUUCUUGCCAUUUGAGGAAUCCAAGACGGUGCUCUGGAUCGCCGUCAUUGGGUACGGCGCCCUCCAGUCCCUUCUUUGGGCAUGGAAGCGCUGGGUCGAGAAGGGCGAGGUCUUCCGCGGUCGCCGCCGUCGUAUUGUCAAAAGGAUUGAGACCGACCUGAUCCAGAUCUACUCGUCGACGUCGGUCGUCGGACCUAUCGAGUCUGUGCUCUCCGUGUCGCCCAACUCGCGCCCGAGCUCGCCCAUUUCGGCCACUACCCCCAUUGCCUCGCCCCUGACAUCUCCGUCAUCACUCUCUCCUUCGUCUUCGGGCUCGCAGCUCAGCUCGGUGGCCAACAGCAGCUCAGGUCCCGACCCCCGCGGCCCAAGCUACACUGUCCGCCUCACCCUCUCCACCACGUCCAACAACGGCAAGAGCCUCAUCCACAAGGCGCGCGUCGUCAGCGGCAAGCACGUCGGAGAGGUCAUUGACGAGGAUGGUGGCGUCGAGGAGGGAGAGGUCGCGCGCUGGAUCUCGGGUUUGCUCGACGACGCCGGCCUCGUGGACGUCGAGGACGAGGGCCUCAAGCAGGAAUAAAGGCCGGCAUCAUGGGCCCCUGUAUCCCACGUCCUCGUCCAACCCAAGAUACCCCGCUUAUUUUUAUUAUUGUUUCGGGUUUUUGGAGAGGGCUGCGCUACGCCGCACCACGCGGCCGCCGCCGACAAGUAUCGUAGACACGCCAAACCACCACAACCACCGUGUACCUCUAAAAUCCGUCAUGACCCCUCUUUGUGUCCAAGACAUGUCCUGCAGACACACGAGUAACAUACAUACCUUGGAACGGCCGUGGCUGUUGUAACCCACUCGUUUCACGCUCAUGAUACCCCUUGUCCGCGUAUGCAUGUGGAUGGCUCGAG
Molecule: messenger RNA, 1341 nt
Organism: Vanrija pseudolonga
Lineage: Eukaryota; Fungi; Basidiomycota; Tremellomycetes; Trichosporonales; Trichosporonaceae
Gene: hpo-21
Product: putative signal peptidase complex subunit 2
Exons: 3
Coding region: 131-1021 (296 amino acids)
Biological process (GO): protein targeting to ER
Cellular component (GO): signal peptidase complex; membrane
Source: RefSeq, a predicted model, not a curated record